AUGUCUGUCGAAACCACUGCUACCAUCGCCUCAUUCGGGGGCAAGCUCUUGAAGCUUGCCCACAAGGCCGCUUCCACAAACUGCGAGAUGAAGUUCAACUUGUUCCUCCCGCCCCAAGCUCUUAAGACCUCCGCUACCAAAGUUCCCGUCCUCAUCUACCUGUCCGGCCUGACCUGCACUGGCGACAACUGCUCCGAGAAGGGUUUCUUCCAGCACCGCGCCAGCCAGAAGGGCAUUGCCGUCGUCUACCCCGACACCAGCCCCAGAGGACUCGGUAUCCCUGGCGAGGAUGACUCGUAUGAUUUCGGCUCAGGUGCUGGCUUCUACGUCAAUGCCACAAAGGAGCCCUACAACAAGGGUUACAACAUGUACUCAUACAUCACCGAGGAUCUUCCCAAAGCUCUCUUCUCUUCCUUCAAGCAGCUGGACUCGGACAGAGUCAGUAUCACUGGCCACAGCAUGGGAGGCCACGGUGCCUUGACUUUGUUCCUCAAGAACCCUGGCAAGUACAAGUCCGUAUCCGCAUUCGCACCCAUCGCCAACCCCAGUAACUGCGACUGGGGCAAGAAAGCCUUCUCUGGUUACUUUGGCGAGGACCAGAAGGAAAAGUGGGCAGAGCACGAUGCUACAGAGCUGAUCAAGAAGUGGAAGGGUCCUCUGGAUAUGCUCAUCGACGUUGGUACUGGCGACAGCUUCUACAAGCAAGGCCAGCUCUUGCCCGAGAACUUGACCAAGGCCGCUCAAGAGUCCGGCAACGAAAAGGGUGUCAACCUGAGAAUGCAACCCGACUACGACCACAGUUACUACUUUAUGGCAACCUUUGCCGAUGAUCACGUCGACCAUGCUGCCAAGUACCUCUUGGGCUAG
Molecule: messenger RNA, 867 nt
Organism: Aureobasidium melanogenum CBS 110374
Lineage: Eukaryota; Fungi; Ascomycota; Dothideomycetes; Dothideales; Saccotheciaceae
Product: S-formylglutathione hydrolase
Exons: 4
Coding region: 1-867 (288 amino acids)
Biological process (GO): formaldehyde catabolic process
Cellular component (GO): cytosol
Molecular function (GO): S-formylglutathione hydrolase activity
Source: RefSeq, a predicted model, not a curated record